Messenger RNA from Danio aesculapii, 1065 nucleotides. It is a transcript of the gene nmnat3, whose product is annotated as nicotinamide nucleotide adenylyltransferase 3. Gene Ontology annotation, cellular component: mitochondrion. The record is from RefSeq and is a predicted model, not a curated record. Gene Ontology annotation, molecular function: nicotinamide-nucleotide adenylyltransferase activity; nicotinate-nucleotide adenylyltransferase activity. The transcript has 4 exons. NCBI's taxonomy places the organism in Eukaryota, Metazoa, Chordata, Actinopteri, Cypriniformes, Danionidae. Gene Ontology annotation, biological process: NAD+ biosynthetic process. The coding region runs from base 205 to 906 and encodes 233 amino acids.
AUAAGUAUAUACGAAAUCAAAAUGUACAAUGUUUAUUUUGCUUAUGCACAUUGUUUGUCUUAAUGUGAACAGUUAAUCUGUGCAAAUUAAUCCAAUGAAUUAAACUGUUUGUUUUGGUGAUAUUUAAUCAAAAACUAACCAUUAGUUUCCGCUGUGGAAAGCAGUUCUUCCCUGAUGACGUCAGUUUGACGGCUUGGGUGAAAUAUGCUCAGCAAUGGCCCUCCAGCCGUUAGUUUCCUAUAUGUUGUCUUUGUCAUUCUCGCAGGUCUGUAUCGUGUGGUGGGUGGCAUUAUAUCUCCUGUCGGUGAUGGUUAUGGAAAACAGGGUCUUGUUGCUUCAAAACAUCGACUUGCUAUGGCAAGACUUGCCCUGCAGAGCUCCGACUGGGUUUCUGUAGAUGAUUGGGAAAGCCAGCAGCCAGAUUGGACAGAAACUGUGGUGACCAUGAGGUAUCACUACGCCCGUCUAGCUGCUCAGAACUGCUGCAAUAAGGGACCGCCCACAACCUCUGAUGUUCCUCAGUUGAAGCUGCUGUGCGGAGCUGAUUUCAUGGACUCGUUUAAAGCGCCUGGUCUGUGGACGCAUGAGCACAUUGAGGAGGUUGUGGGCCACUUUGGACUGGUCUGUGUAAGCCGUGGCAGCCUUCAGCCUGAUCGCGCUAUACAUGAGUCUGAUUUGUUGUCCAAGCACCGGCGGAGCAUUUUCCUGGUUCGGGAGUGGGUUCACAAUGAGAUCAGCGCCACGGAGAUCCGUCGAGCUCUGCGGAGAGGUCACAGUGUUAAAUAUCUGUUGCCAGACUCGGUCAUUGAGUACAUAAAAGAGCACAAGCUUUAUACCCAAGACAGCGAGAUGAAAAACAAAGACAUUAAACUACGACCUCUCACCAAGCAAGCGAUACAAGACUGAUCUAUUGGGAGGUCAUAGACUACUGUAGUGUUGAUUGCAGGUAAUGGUGAAAUGUGUUGUCAAAACGUAAAACUUUUUGUUUUUAGUGUUAAUUUAGAAGAUGCAAACACUAUGGAAGCUUAUUUCUGUCAUGGAAUUAAAAAAAAUCUAUCCCAUGCA